UCUCAUCAGUCUUAUAUAUUUUUAGAGCGCCUUGUUGCCUUGUGCUCUCUCCCCUUUCUCUCCUUGCAGUGCCUCUGAAGAUCAGAGCAGUGUUUCUAUGUCAUCUAGCUAGAUAUCACAGAGCAAGCUGCCUGCCCAGGCAGCUAGAAAAUUAGCUAAAAGGUUGGGAGCAGUGGGAUUCGGUAGCUAGGUGUUGCUUUUAGCUCCGUUUGCGGGGGCAUAUCUCGCUUUAUUGCGACCUCAUGGGGAGGGCUCCGUGCUGCGAUAAGAACAAUGUGAAGAAAGGGCCAUGGUCUCCUGAGGAGGAUGCCAAGCUCAAGGAGUUCAUCGAGAAGCACGGGACCGGUGGGAAUUGGAUUGCUCUCCCUCAAAAAGCAGGGUUAAGGAGAUGUGGCAAGAGCUGUAGGCUUAGAUGGUUAAACUACCUGAGGCCUAACAUUAAGCAUGGGGAAUUCACGGAGCACGAAGACAGGGUGAUCUGCAGCAUGUAUGCAAGUAUAGGAAGCAGGUGGUCGAUCAUCGCGUCGCAGCUCCCCGGACGCACAGACAAUGACAUCAAGAACUACUGGAACACCAAGCUGAAGAAGAAGCUCCUAGGCUCCACAGCUACCCCACCUCCUCACCGUGCGCCGCGGCAUCAUCAUCGACCCCUCAAUCUCAUGCUUCAACACACAUCUCCCUCGUUACCCCAACCCACCUACAACAGCUUCUUCUCCGGCGCCGGAGCCCUCCACAACCCCAUCAGCAUCCCUGCACUAAAUCUGCCGCCACCCCAGGACUACAUGUUAAACUCCAGCGUCGUCAUGCCAAACGCCCCUUCACUGCUGCAAGGGCACGGCGCUACACAGCAGCAGUUUCACCAGCAUGUGGUCAAGGAGGAAAGCGGCAGCAUGAUCGUAUUCGGCAGCGACCAGCAGAGCUGCAGCUCGUCGGACGGUGCGCACAGCCAGCCGCAGUUCGGGCACGGCAAGGAGCUGAGCUUCGACGGCUACUUUGGCUACAACAAUGGCAGCAUCGAGCAUGACCACAGGCUGCUUCAACUCCAAGACCAUCACCAGGCCCAGGCACCCGUCGAGUACAACUACGAGGAGAUCAAGCAGCUGCUCAUGAGCUCAACCACCGGUAACUUGCACGGCCAUGGCCAGGACGGCGGCAUGGAAGGGUUCGGCUCGCAAGGAAAGGUGACGAUGAUGUAAAUUUGACUGAGAGACAUGGAAAAAGUGAUUGAUCAAUUAAGGUGUGUGUUUUACUGCUGUAUUUUUUUCUUUUUCAUUUUACCGUGUAGUGUACCAGUGUUCGUGCGUGCGUGUGUACGUGUGCAUCCUGUGUCAUGGCUGCAUACACGUGCCAGAGUUGCGUGCCUUACAGCCUGUGUAUGUGACCGUGACAUGGGAUCGAGCUGAGAUUAUUCUCUCUCCUCCUCCUGUUACUGUUGUACUUCGUUCUCUCUUUUUUUCUCACCCGAGGUAUACUGUCAUGAGCAUGAUCGAGCUA
Setaria italica (foxtail millet) is the source of this 1494-nucleotide messenger RNA. Its product is annotated as transcription factor RAX2. The record is from RefSeq and is a predicted model, not a curated record. Lineage: Eukaryota; Viridiplantae; Streptophyta; Magnoliopsida; Poales; Poaceae. The coding region runs from base 243 to 1196 and encodes 317 amino acids. The transcript has 3 exons.